AUGUAUACCGGGUUUAAGAAUGAUCGUCGUUUCGGUGAAGAUUUGGCGAUGGAGAUACUACAAAGGUUACCUGUGAAACCGUUGUUGCGAUUCAAAUGCACGAGCAAGAAUUGGUACAGUCUUAUUAAUAGCCAUAUGUUGAUUGGUAAACAGUUGAAUUAUCAUGAAAGUAAGAAUAAACUGAAAAUGUUAAUUCAUAGCCAUGAUGACAUUCCCAGAGUCGACAUAAUUUCGAAUUCGGAAGGAACCCCUGUAAUUGAAAAUGCUGAUCAUCUGUCGAGUUUUCUUGCUAAUACAUAUCUUAUGGGAGGCCAUGUGAAUGGCGUGUUUUUAUUUCAAAAAGGAUGUGGUGGAUCUGAUUGUAGAAUGGGAUUGUGGAAUCCUGCAACAAGGGGGGUAAAGAUCUGA
Molecule: messenger RNA, 408 nt
Organism: Solanum tuberosum (potato)
Lineage: Eukaryota; Viridiplantae; Streptophyta; Magnoliopsida; Solanales; Solanaceae
Product: putative F-box protein At3g47150
Exons: 1
Coding region: 1-408 (135 amino acids)
Molecular function (GO): protein binding
Source: RefSeq, a predicted model, not a curated record